CCUGCAUCCUUUACAGGAAGACAGAGAGCUAACGGUGUGUGUCCGUGCACAAGCGACUACCUUUCACUCUUUUCUAUUUACUUUCAUCUGUCUGCAGUGUGGAAUAUGGAUUUUUGCUGAGGUCUAAAACAGCUGCAUUGGAAUAUCCCACAAGGAUGCAUUUGCGUCUGUUGGUGCUGGUGGCAGGCUUGAUCUUGCAGAAGGAUCACACCAAUGUUCCUGAGCACGAUGAUGACAUCAUCAUCACCAGCAUGAGGUUGCGCGAGGGGCAGUUGGAACAGGAAGUCGCCAACCUGGUGCCAGAAACAGAGACGGUAACCAAGGCCACGACAUCGAAGGACCACCGGGAGAGUCACUCCGUCCUGCAAGCAGGGGACCAGGAUUUGGGGCAGAUCAAGAGUUCGGAGCCACACCAGCCUGAGCUGCAGGUGGGCGAGUCGUCGCUGAAAGAGAACCGUUUCACGGAGGACGAGACAGAGAUGAAGACACCUGAGCCACCCCCCAAGGAAUAUCCCGACACAGAAGACGCAGUACAGUCAGAGAAUGAAGAGCCGUCAGGUGUCAGCGAGGAGCACUCCCCACAGCAGGAAGUUGUCACAGCACAUCAACAUCAUGCCCCUGAAGAACCAGAACCAGAGUCAAGAAUAGAACCAGAACCAGGGUCAAAGAAUAGAACACUGGCAGAGGGUGGGGUAGACGUGCCUGAAGCCAUUCUGUCUGAAAAUGAGGUGAGCCAUGAGGCAGAGGAAGAGGCACACCUGUCUCACUCUGAUCUUAGUGACCCUGACGUGAACUCGAAAGCAUCUGAUGACCAAGGUCCAUUUCUCGUAGUGGUGACAAAUGGUCAGAAACAGAGAAGCAACCAUCUCAGUUUGACCUUAGUGACCCUGGACGUACAGAGAAGCAACUAGAUAGCGAUGUGGGGAUAGGGUCACAGGCAAAACCUAGACAAAGUCAAACCUCCACUGAUAGCACUAAUUACAUGUGGUAUCUCAACGUAUUCUCCGUCAUCGCCUUCCUCUACAGUUGCCUGAGAGGCAACUCACGGGACCAGGAAAUGCCCCAAGCGCCAAAAAACCAUGAUCUCCAGGCCGCCCGCCCCGUCCCAGAUCGGGAGACUCUGACGGGCUUCUAUGACCACUACGUCCACGUGCCCCCCCACGAGAGCCAGCGGGUGCGCGAGUUCGUGGAAGGCUUUGUGGACGACCUCCUGGCCGCCAUCCGGGAGACGUCGGGCGACCGAGCCGACAUGGAGGUGGACGACUUCAUCGAGGUGGGCAGCCUCUACGAGGCCUGGUGCACGGGGAGGACCUUGACCUGUGACCUCUGGGUGCCCGUCUCCCCCCGCGAGCCGUACAGCUUCGAAGCCCAGCUGUCGACUGACCAGGACGGACACGGCAAGUCCGAGGUGCGCUCGGGAUACGGGAGGGUGAAGGUGCGUGAAGGUGGACGAGGCACUGCCAAUGGAUGCCCAUGCGGUCAGACCGGCUCGAAGACAACGAUAUGCUGUGCCUUCUUCAUACCCAUGAGAAAAAGGAAGAGAAAAAGGGUGAGGUCGCAGAUGCCAUAGACGCACCCCUGUGCUGUGUGAAGUUCGACGACACGGACGUGUGUCUGGUCUCCUACGUCGCACCGAAGAGGAAGGACGGCACACCGG
Messenger RNA from Alosa alosa (allis shad), 1657 nucleotides. Its product is annotated as inositol 1,4,5-trisphosphate receptor-interacting protein-like. NCBI's taxonomy places the organism in Eukaryota, Metazoa, Chordata, Actinopteri, Clupeiformes, Clupeidae. The record is from RefSeq and is a predicted model, not a curated record. The transcript is spliced from 2 exons. The coding region runs from base 983 to 1570 and encodes 195 amino acids.